Chroicocephalus ridibundus (black-headed gull) is the source of this 9401-nucleotide messenger RNA. It is a transcript of the gene CD109, whose product is annotated as CD109 molecule. Gene Ontology annotation, cellular component: extracellular region. Lineage: Eukaryota; Metazoa; Chordata; Aves; Charadriiformes; Laridae. The record is from RefSeq and is a predicted model, not a curated record. Gene Ontology annotation, molecular function: endopeptidase inhibitor activity. Bases 35 to 4381 code for a protein of 1448 amino acids. The transcript has 33 exons.
ACAGCGGGCUGCGGGGCAGCGCUCACGGAGCGCCAUGGCGCGGUCCCUCGGCACCGUCCCCCUCCUCCUCCUCCUUGUCCUCCUCCUCUGCAGCUCCGCGGAAGCCGGACCUACGUUCCUGGUGGCAGUUCCCUGGAACAUCAGGCCGGGAGCAAACGUGACUGUUGGGGUAGCCCUGCUGCCGGACAGCCCGGCACAGGUCACCGUAAGGGGAGAAGUGAUCAGAGAUAACGAGACCAUCUUGAGCAGGGAAAUGGUCUUUGAGAAAGAUUCCUUUGGGACUCUUGUUCUUCCAGUACUGCCUUUGAACAGUGCUUCCGGGAAUUAUGAAUUACUGGUGGAAGGCCAUGCUGAUGGCCGGCGCAUCUUCUCUAACCGUACCAGCUUGAUGUACAUGUCAAAGAGCAUCUCCGUAUUCAUCCAGACCGAUAAAUCUGUGUAUAAACCAGGACAAGACGUGAUGUUUCGGAUUGUCACCGUCUAUCCUGAUCUCAAACCUUAUAAAGCGUCUCUGAAUAUAUAUAUCCGAGACCCUCGGAAGAAAUUGAUUCAGCAGUGGUUGAUGGAGGAGGGUGAUUUGGGCGUAGUAUCCAAAAAAUUUCAGUUAUCAAUGAACCCUCCACUAGGAGACUGGUCCAUAGAGGUGGAAGUGAACGGUCAAGUUCAUUAUCAAAGAUUUAAAGUGAUGGAAUAUGUUUUACCAAAAUUUGAUGUUAUGAUAACAACACCAUUAUACUACUCCUUGAGAGAAGAAGAUGUAACUGGUGUUGUCACUGCAAAGUACACGUAUGGAAAGCCAGUGAAGGGAACUGUAACGGUCACUUGCCUUUCUGUCUCUUACUGGACAAACAAGCGAAACAUAACAACAACAAUGGAGAUAAACGGAUCCGUGAAUGUAACCUGUAACAAGCUUAUGUUGCAAAACUUGAACACUGAUCAAUCAUGGCACCAAGGUGACAGUGAUUACAUGGAGCCAAUAGAAAUUAUUGCUGUUGUCACUGAGUCACUCACAGGAAUCUCCCAAAAUUCAAGUACCAUCAUAUUUCCAAAGCAAAGCGACUAUUUUAUUGAAUUUUUGGACUACUCUAGAGUUAUAAAACCUUCUCUGAACUUCAUAGCUACUAUAAAGGUGACACGUUCUGAUAGCAACCAGCUGACAGCUGAAGAGAGGCAGAAUCUUGUCACAAUCACUGCACAACAGUCAGACUUGAUUUUUCACCACUCUUCACUUUCUCACCUUGAGAAUGAAGCCACAGAGGAGAGAAAUCUGACAGUCCAUGUCCUCAAUUACACAGUCCCAGAAAACGGAAUUAUUGAUAUUGAGUUUCCAAUCCUGUCUAAUACAAAAACUCUGAGAGUUCAGGCAGAGUUCCUCAACAGUAGGACUGACAUAGGUGUUUACGAUGUGUUCAGCUCCCCCAGCCAGACUUAUCUCCAGGUUAAAACAAAGAGCCAGGAUAUAAAGGCUGGGAAGCCUUUUGAGCUGAGUAUUGCAAGCAACAAGCCAGUGAGAGAGUUCCACUAUCUGGUGUUAUCUAAGGAACAAAUUAUGGCUUUUGGCACAAAGGCUGCAAAAACAUUCACUUUAACAGCAGAAAACUCCUGGGCUCCGUUGGCAUGUAUACUUGUGUUCUAUGUUGAUGAGCUUGGAGUGGUUGUAAACGAUGCUCUCACCAUCCCUGUUCAGCCUGUUUUGGAUGACAAGAUUAAAAUCUCUUGGAGCAAAGAUAAGGUCAAGCCAUCUGAGAAAGUCUCCCUUAAAAUCAGUACGACGGAACCAGGAUCAGUAAUUGGACUUGCAGUUGUUGAUAAAAGUACAAAGCUUCUAGGAGAAAGUAGUGACAUAACAGAAGAAUCUGUCUUCCAUGAACUCAAUUUAUACAGCACAAUGCAGUAUUUCCCCCUGGUCAGAGGUUCUUUUGGUGUCUUUCAGAAAUGCAGCCUUUGGGUAUCAACUGAUGCAAUUCUUGAGGAGGAUAAGGAACAUUUUCUUUAUGGUGGAAUGAUACCCAUAGAGGAUGGUUUUGGUGAUGACAUACCAGUAUCUAAAGAUGGACCUUCUGAUUUCAGCAAUCUCUAUGUGAGGACACAUUUUCCAGAGACUUGGCUUUGGAUCGACACUAAAACUAGAUCUGACACAGACACCACAAUGGAAGUCAUUGUACCUGAUACCAUCACAUCCUGGGUAGCCAGUGCUUUUGUGAUGUCUGAAAACAGCGGGCUUGGAGUGACGACUGCUCCAGUGGAGCUAGAAGCUUUUCAACCUUUCUUCAUUUUCCUGAACCUUCCAUACUCUGUCAUCAGAGGGGAGCAGUUCAUUUUGGAAGUGAACAUCUUUAAUUAUUUGAAAGAAGAAGUCGAGGUUACUGUGAUCCUGGAUAUGAAUGACGCUUUUGAAAUUAUUCUAACAUCCAAUGAAAUAAAUGCUACAGAAAAUCAACAGUCUAUAUCUGUACCAAGUGAAGAUGGGAAAACUGUUCAAUUCCCAAUCAAGCCGAGACAGCUGGGAGAGAUUCCCAUCAAAGUGACAGCAAUGUCAUCUGCUGCUUCUGAUGCUGUCAUUCAGAAAGUUUUAGUAAAGGCUGAAGGAUUGGAACAGACAUAUUCUCAGACAGUCCUUUUGGAUUUAUCUGGGAAUAAACCACAAACAGUGUCAAAAACGUUGGAUUUCACUUUUCCACCUGAUGUUGUAAGUGGCAGUGAGAGAGUGCAGGUCACUGCUGUUGGUGAUUUACUUGGGCCUUCUAUCAAUGGUUUGUCAUCAUUGAUUAAGAUGCCUUAUGGCUGUGGUGAACAGAAUAUGAUCAAUUUUGCUCCAAAUGUUUAUGUUUUGCAAUACUUGACUAAAACCAGGCAGAUGAGAGAGGAUAUUAAAUCAAAAGCUAUAUCAUUUAUGAGAAAAGGCUACCAGAGAGAGCUGCUUUUCCAGAGGGAUGAUGGCUCUUUUAGUGCCUUUGGAAAUGAAGAUCCCUCAGGGAGCACAUGGUUAUCAGCUUUUGUAUUAAGAUGUUUCCUUCAAGCUCGUCCAUUCAUAGAUAUUGACCAAGAUGUACUCAGGGAUACAGCUAAAUGGAUUGUCCGUCAUCAGAAAUUAAAUGGAGAAUUUAAUGAACCUGGGAAAGUGUUACACAGUGAUCUUCAAGGAGGCACCAAUAAUCCAGUCACUCUCACAGCUUACAUCAUGUCAUCCCUCCUAGGGCUCCCGGAUAAACAGCAUGCUUAUGUCAUCAAGAGUGCUACAAACUUUCUAGAAGAUAAAUUAGAAGAAGGCAUUUCGGAUAAUUACACUUUGGCACUUGUAACAUAUGCAUUGUCCUGGGCAAAAAGUUCAAAAGCAAAGGAAGCACUGAAUAUACUGAAUGAGAGAGCAGAGCACCAAGGAGAAUUUCGUUUCUGGAUAACACCUGCUUCUGAAAUUUCUGAUUCAUGGCAGCCACGGUCCAUCGAUAUUGAACUUGCAGCAUAUGCUCUGCUCUCACACUUUCAUCAAGACAGAUUAGCAGAGGGGAUCCCUAUUAUGAAAUGGUUAAGUCAGCAAAGAAAUCACCUUGGGGGAUUUUCAUCUACUCAGGACACAGUGGUGGCUCUGCAAGCCUUGAGUCUAUUCGCAACUCUCACUACUGCAAGCAAAACAGAAAUGGAUGUAACAGUGACAGCACCUUCUUUGAAAAUGCCAGAAAUAUUUUCAAUUGAUACUCGAAAUCGUUUUCUGCUUCAGACCAAGGAGAUUGCCCCUGUGCAACCAAUGACAAUUACAGUGGCAGCGGAGGGAACAGGAUUUGCUGUCGUUCAGCUCAAUGUUAUUUACAACACAAAACACGCUGAUCAGAGGCUCAGAUCUGCCCGAAAACAAGAAGCCUUUGACUUGAAUGUUGAUGUAAAGGAUGACAAAGAUGAUAAAAACCAUUUGACCUUGAAUGUGUGCACAAGGUACUUGGGUUCUGGCACAGCUCCCAGUAGUGGUAUGGUCCUCAUGGAGGUUGGCUUACUCAGUGGUUUCUCUGUGUCACCAGAUUUCAUUCCAUUAGACAAUACAGUUAAGAAGAUCGAAAAGGACAAUGGAAAAGUCAACCUAUACUUAGACUCUCUAAAUGAAACACAGGUUUGUGUGGAUAUUCCGGCUGUGAGAGACUUCAAAGUGGCAAAUAUCCAAGAUGCUUCAGUGACUAUAGUGGAUUACUACGAACCUAGGAGAAGAGCGGUGAGAAGCUACAAUUCGGAAGUAAUGCAAAGUAUAACCCCUUGUGACUUCUGUGAAAGUGAUUGCAGUCUUUGCCACCGAGAUGGUUCUCCAGCUUUGCUUCAGCACUCUUCGUUGGCCUCCUUGUUCUGUGGGCUGUUUGUCCUUCAUGUAAACUUGCUGUGCGGUUGGGUGCUGUAAAAGGAAACAGAUUAUGUUUCACAUCUAAGGUUUCCAUAAAUUAUCCAAAGAAAAUUUUAUGUUCAGAUACCGGCCCGUCUUUAGUGAUUACAGUGACCAAACUCCUGCUGCGUUCAGGGAGAGCUGGGCUGGCCCGUAUGGUAAAUUUCUGGCUGUGCCAGAAAACUUCUUUUAAGUGUCUGCUGGAAAAACUUUCCGAGUGUUAGUUUCAUACUGAAGUUAUUUUCUGAAGAAGCACAGAGUUACCGAGAAAGCCGUCUGAGAAAAUACAAACCUAGCUCCAUGUUCCCAUUAACCCAGCUUUCGGUUGUGCUUGUUUUUUUAGGGAUAUACAUUAGUUUACUGUGCUUUUCUGAAAUGCUAUGUGCUUCUCCGUUGGGGGGUUGGUAAGCAGAAGGCUGGGAGCUUGGUAUCGGAGCUCGCUUUGUUCUGUUCUACAGACAUGACACUUAACAUUAAUAUUGAAUUUCGCUGUAUGCUCUCAUGGGGAAUACUAUGAAAAAUAAAAGGAGCUGGCUUCACAGCAGAUCCAAGAGCCAAAAAGCGCUGCAUUCACAAACUGCUGAACGCUCCAGGAAAUUGUCAGUCUUUUUUUAUCAUUACAGAGAAGCGAGGUGGAUUUUUUGCCAAUUCAUAAGUUAUUCAUGUUUGAAAAUAAGGCCUCAGGAUGUUCUCAUGCAUUUUACUCUGAAAGGCUUUUACUGUCAGUGUAUCAAAGAUGGAGUCUAUGUUUGAGACUUCAUUUUUCCAGCGUUUUUCAGAAACCAACCUAAUUCUCUUUCCAUGUGAGAAUGCUGGUGCCCAUUGGCGUAUUUGUGGCCGGCAGGAUGAAGGUUGCUUUGAUCCUUUUCUAGUUUUUGGAAUUCUUCUAGAAGUGUCACUCUGGGGCAUCAUUUUUGUCUUGCGUUUGCAGUGUCGUCUUGUCAAAAAUUGAAGUGACAUAACCCUAAACAGCUGUUUAUUGCUCUUGGCCCUGAAUGCCAGCUGUGCAUGCACCUCCUGUUGGUGGCUGGCGGGAGAGGCUUUUAGGAGGUAUGGGCUGCACAUGCAUUCAGUCCAGCCAAACAGUUGACAUGCUUGCUUAACUUUAAGCACAUCCUUGUAUGCUGAAGUGCUUUGCUGAAGUGGGUUGAAGGAGAGGGACAGUGAAAAGCAGCGGGCGCUUUUACACCCAAACCUGCUCUUUGCACAUAGGGAGAAUUACAGGUCUCUCUGACUGCAAAAACGUGUGAGCUUGGGAGUUCCUCCCUCGUGAGUGAGUGUAUGAACAUCUUCCCUGUCUGGCAGGUGGUUUCUUCUUGAACACUGCCUGUGAUAUCUAAUGUUUACUUCUUUUUGUAAGGAAGCCAAGCUGAUAACAUUCCUGGUUACUAAAAUGAAGUUAAUAGCUGUCAUGCAGACUAACAGACAUAGAAAUUUUAAGGCUAUAGAUUCUCCUUCCUUCAUACUUUUUUGAGACGGAGUGUGCACAUAUGCACAUGUAAUAAUAUGGCAGUCACUUUCCCUGAGCAAUUUCUAAUUUUUAUUCAAAUUUUGCUACUGCUUAAAGUGUAUAUUUUUGUAUUUUAUGCUCAUCUUUACUUCUGCUCACAAAGGAAAUUAGUGGGUGGUAGCACGGAAAGAGGCCUGAACUUCCUGCACUGGGUGCCUUCUAAUAUUGAGGUAUAGGUUUUUAACAGCAAAACUAGUAUAGGUGGGGUUGUUUGUUUUACUUUAUCUGUAUUGAGAAUUUACAGUGUUUUUCACAAACCUGGGGUUCUGUUCUGUCUCUCUGGCAGAGCUUAGGCCUGGUUCUUUGUCGUCAGUUCAUGCUUUUCACUUGUCUUUGGCGCACUGUGGAUCUAGCCCCUUGAAUAGUUGAUUAGUGCCUUAUAUGAGUGCCUGUGCUGCUCUGAACCACAUGAAGUUAACACCAUAUUUUUUGAAACCCAAAGCACUACUUAGCCAAUAGUAUGCAGGAUCUGACCCUCUGUAAGUCACGCCCUUGGUUACACGGGUCCAAAGCUUAAUAGAAACUGAGAUACAAACUGAAACAUAUCUUUGCGUCUCAAAUCCUUUACCCAUGUAUGGCAGCAUGGAGUGAAUUGUGCCAAGUGUAAGAUCUGGAAAACAGUCACACUCCAAACUGGGAUGUGUUUUGAUUUCUUGGUGACCUAUGAAAGCAGCUCUUCUUUUGCCUUUGGGAACAGCAGCCUUGACAUGUCACUUGCCUCUAUUUAAUAUAAUUUCAAGAACCCAAAGUUCGCAUACUUCCAGUUUUUACUGUAUGUGGAGCUUCUAAGAGAAAUGUUGAUACCUGAUUAAUCUUAGGAUAAAGAGGCUUAUUUUCUAGACAAGAUGUACUGGAGAUAAAUUACUCCUUUGCAGUAGAUAGUAGGAAUAAAUAAGUUUUAUUUUGCAGGCAGUCCCAGCUUCCUGAGUAUCCUCCAGAAAAAUGGAUUUAAACUGCUCACUGUCAUUUCAGACAGGGCAGCUUUUAUUAGUAUUCCUUUACAUUUGUUUUUGAGACAAACAACACAUGUUUUUAAAUGACUUUUGGCUGCCUUGCACACCCUAUUAAGAAGCAUCAGCCAUAAUGCACUAUGUCACGGAAAUUGUCGGAGUCAGUGAACAAACAUCCCCUUUGAUUUUACUUUUUUCUGUACAGCAGGCAUAUCAUUACAGACAUCCAAAUCUGCCUCUGCACUAAGCUAGUUUAAAGGUACAGUGUGUAUCAUAUGAUUUUAAACAAAUGUUUACACCAGGUGGCCUUUAACAGUCCCACACCGAUGCCUUCAGUCACUUUGCGGUUGCGGCUAGGGCUUUGAAUGAGUUGCAGAGGAUAAAUUUUGUAUUGUGUGUUGGCAGUGAAUGGAACAGAGGAAAGGGAGUAUUAUGUGGCAUAGUGACUUCUUUUGUUUUCCACAUCGUUAUAUAGUACCCUUUACACAAAUAGUCAGUAUAUGUAUUUUUCCAUUGCUCUGUAAAGUCAGUUUUUGAUGUGAGAGGGGCCUUUUGGCAAAAGUCUUUAGGAACAAGGUCUUUAAGGAGCUUUAAGGAGUGAUGCUAAAAGCAGUCAGGAAAAGGUAUUUUGUGAUGGAGUUGCCUGAAUAUUUCUGUGUGCCUGAGAUUUCCUUGAAAUGUGAGUAUUCUCUGGUACUUCCCGUGCCCUUUUCAGCCACAUGCUGUCAGUGGACAUGGUCUGUGCACAGCCAUUAAUAUGAUAUUAAAUCAGUAAGAAUUAGUAAUUUAUUUAGGACUGAGUUUAAAACACAAACAUAAUGCAUUUUAAAGGAUCUGCCCCCCCUCCCCAGCCCCGCCCCGAUUCUACCUUUGCUGUCAUUCAUGAUCUUAGCUGAGGCUUUCUCUACAGGUUUCUCUGUGGGCGUCAUGUAGGAACCUUCUAUACCCAACGCUGUUAUGCAGAACAGGGAAUGAGUGCUGCCUAAUGGGUUUGCAGCACCUCGGAGUCCGCGUGCUGGGCCAGCUCAAGGGCUGGUUUGGUUCCCAGCGUGGCACCACCACGCUCCCAUUUACUUCACGAGCAGGAGCCUGCGGCUUGUGGGCAUCAAUGGCAUGUGAUAUAAGGGGGAAGUGGCCAGACAGGUGCAGGAGACACAGAAGAACCAAGGUCCAAUGUUAACGUGCCUCUCUUUUGCCUUGGAAGUCACUGUUGAAAAUCGAAUCUAAGAUUCAAAAAUUGGUUUUAUUCCAUUUUCAAAAUAUUAUCCUAGCAAUAUUUCUCCAAAUGUGUUGUCCAAGUUGUUAUGAAUAUUGACAAUAUUUGGUUUAAGCAGAUUCCUGUAGGAAGCAUAUGUAUAUGUGUAGCCAUUAUUUAGGCUCCAAUGUACUAUAGUGUGUAAUGUAUGUGCAAUUGAAAACACAAGAUCUUCACAAAGUGCCCAAACCAACAAGGUAGCAUGAUGUCCUGUUUUUCAAAAUAUACAGUUAGGUUUUUAGGAAAAAUUAUAUUUGGAAAGCAAGUGGUACCUAAUGGCAUAAUUCUUCUGUCUCAAAUACUAAGGAAGAAUAUUCAAUUUUCAUUCUAAUGGCCAAUAAUAUUUCUGCUGUAGCCUCCUUCUGCUACCAUGAAUCUUUAUGCAGUGAACUAUAUUUAUGUGUUUAGUCCUCUAAAUACAUAGAAGAUUUUGAAAUUAGAUGUUUUCACUAGUAAUUUAUCCAUAAACAGCAGUUAUGUGAUCAGGUCUUUUGAGUUAUUAUUAUUAGAUUUUCCUUUUCCCCAUUUCAAAAUAUUUGACUUCAGCAUUGUUUCUUACUCGGUUCAUUGUAUUUGUGUGUGCAACUUGGAAAUAUCAUUGCACUAAUGCUAUUCUAUGUAAUAAAGUCUGACAGUGUGCUGUAUUAGAUCAGUCCAGUCAUUAUUAUGGAUAGCUCGUUAUUUUCCGAUGUGUAUGAGCAUUAAUUGCUUAUAUGCUACAUUUAAGUCACCAGAACUCCAGUGUUAAGAUUUCUCUUUAAUCAAAUCAUACAUUUUAUUUUGUAUUUCUUAGUGGUUACCCAAAGGCUUCAUCAGCCUUGCUCAGACCUUACGAUGUUACAUUAUGAAUUGAUUUUUUGGUUGUGGUUUUUAGUAUUGCUAGGUUGGGUGAGUGGGAUACUAAUACGAGGAAAAAAAUACAAAAAGAACCUGUCUCAAAGAAAGUAUCAUAUAAGCAAUGUACCAUACAUUAGCUGUCCUACUGGCUAAUACAUCUCUUCUUUUUCCAUAUCAGGCCUUAAGCAAUUUGAACUAAAAUUCUUGGCUGCCUUGAGACAUAGUCAGAUACCCAUUUUGCCCUGGUUUAGGAUCAUCAUAAACAUUUCCUCUUUUGAUCAAAUCAGAGAUGGUAGAAAAAGAAUGCCUUUAUGGACUGUUUGAGCAAACAGAGGUGAACUAACAUGCUAGCUAUGCAAAUUGCUUCUGUCUUUUCAGAUAAUAAAACAAAUGUUAAGGAACUAGGCUGUUUCACAGGAUUUUGGAAAAUUGUCAUUGAUUUAUUUUUCUUCAAAUAAAGUUUGCAAUAGCGAUUUUUAAAUUCUA